AUGCAGAAGAGUGACAGCUGGCUGCCGUCCCCCCUUCAAUCGCCUUUGCCUUACGUCGAUGGCCGCUGGUCUCGCUCAACGCCAUCACUUCCGACGCUCGACCCUCUCUCACCCUCUCUGGGCCAAACAUCCCGACACGUUACACCGACGCGCGUCCGUCCCUUCGUGUCGACCCCUUGGAGCCGCUCCACCACCAUCAUCUCUGCCUCGUCCUCGAACCAUUCGAUUCCGUCCACCCUCACUCACGACAACGACACGCAUACUCCCCUACAGCCUCAGACGCUCGACCGGCACACCAGCCCCUCUACCAGACCGCGUCGACAACAUCAGCGCUCGCAGGUUUUUCGCUCGCUCGACUCGCUGCUCACGCUCGGACCCCCUCUCGAAGCUCUACAUUCGGUCACAUCGGCUCCCGAGUAA
Messenger RNA from Moesziomyces antarcticus, 420 nucleotides. RefSeq lists its product as uncharacterized. NCBI's taxonomy places the organism in Eukaryota, Fungi, Basidiomycota, Ustilaginomycetes, Ustilaginales, Ustilaginaceae. The record is from RefSeq and is a predicted model, not a curated record. Bases 1 to 420 code for a protein of 139 amino acids. The transcript has a single exon.